CCAAGAGAAAAACAAUAUGUCACCAUUGAAAAGAGAAAAAAUGACGAGGCCAACAAGGUGGAGUCCAACCCCAGAACAAAUUAUGUUCUUAGAAGAAAUGUAUAGGAAAGGUGUAAGAAAUCCAAAUGCUACACAAAUACAAAGUAUUACAGCCCAUUUGUCUUCUUUUGGGAAAAUUGAGGGGAAAAAUGUGUUCUAUUGGUUCCAAAAUCAUAAAGCUAGGGAUAGGCAAAAGCUUAAGAAAAAACUCCUUGCCCAAAUGAACCAACAACAAAUAUUAUCUCAAUAUCCUAUUGAUGCUCAUAGUAGCACUACUACUACCAACUCCAAUAACACAAACACAAAUGCUACCCUCUUUCAUUGCCCUACUGAUCAGUACCAAAUAUUCCCUGUUACAUCUACUGGGAUUCAUCAAGAGGGAGGAAUCAAAGAAGCAUCAUCUCAAGUUAUGACUUACCUAUAUCCAAUGGAUCUUUCAAGAUCAGCUGAUCAGAAUAUGGAAAAUUGCAUGAUAAGACCCUAUGGCAAAGAUUGGAUCUUGAUGAUGAACAUUACUCCUAAUAAUUUACCAUGUUAUGUCAAUAGACCCCUCAAAACCCUACCACUUUUUCCCAUAACUACAACCGAUGGCCUCAAGGACCAAACUGCAUCUUCCUCUUUAAGUCUGUAAGUUUAAGUUUUAUACAUCGUCAGUGUAAGCAAUUUUUACACCAUAAACUCAUCCUUAUGAUAUAAAGAGAUAAGCUAUCUGUUAUUUCAAGUAAAGAUGGUUUGAUGGUGUAAAUAUUAUUUACACAUACGGGUGUAUAUUGCUGAAACUCUAGUCUUAUAAUAAUAGUCAUUUUGCAUGA
Molecule: messenger RNA, 851 nt
Organism: Capsicum annuum
Lineage: Eukaryota; Viridiplantae; Streptophyta; Magnoliopsida; Solanales; Solanaceae
Product: WUSCHEL-related homeobox 3-like
Exons: 2
Coding region: 17-670 (217 amino acids)
Biological process (GO): plant organ development
Molecular function (GO): DNA binding; DNA-binding transcription factor activity
Source: RefSeq, a predicted model, not a curated record